AUGUUUCCUCCGGUAGGAGACCCGAGUGGUGGGGGGUAUCAAGAAGACUUGAACAACAUUCUGUGUUGUCCCGACUGCAAAGAGAUCCCACCUAACCUCAUCGAAGAGUUCUCCAGCGGCGAUAUGGUAUGCCAAAGUUGUGGUGUAGUCGUUGGCACACGCAUUAUUGACACUCGGUCGGAAUGGCGUACUUUUGCCAAUGACGAUCAUGGUGGCGACGAUCCCAGCCGUGUUGGUGGACCACAGGAUGAGUUCGUGGAAGGCGAACAGCUUGCCACGACUGUUGCAUUCUCCGAGUCAAAGGCCCACAAGGCUCUCUCUCGCACACAGAAUAAUGCCAAUCAAGACAAGGCACAAAAGGGCUUGAUGCAGGCGUACAAGGAGAUCGUUUCGCUCUGCGAAGCUAUCAACAUGGGCCAAAACGUCUCCAAUGCCGCCAAGCACAUUUUCAAGCUUGUUGACAAGCACAAGUUCAUGAAGGGCAAGCCCCAGGAAGCCGUCAUUGCUGGGUGUAUCUUCAUUGCCUGUCGACAGAACAAUGUACCGCGAACAUUUCGUGAAAUCUUCAAUCUCACGAGUGUCAGCAAGAAAGAAGUUGGGAGGGUGUUUAAACAGUUGCAAAAGUUUUUGCAGAAGUUGCAGGAUACUGAGGGCGAAGGCGCAACCGGUUUGAACACCGUCACCAAUUACGAGAAUACCUCUGUUGGCGCAGAAGAUCUUUGCAGCAGAUACGUGUCUCAACUCGGCUUCAAAAACCAGCAGAAGAUUUCCAAGAUUUCCCGAGAUCUGGCCGAAAAGGCAAAUGACAUAUCUGCACUCGCCGGCCGAUCUCCCCUUUCAGUGGCUGCUGCCUGUAUCUACAUGGCCUGUCAUCUCGUCGGCGAACCUCGCUCGUCGCUUCCUAUUGCGAAGCAAGCGGGUGUGAGCGACGGCACCGUAAAGACGGCUUACAAACACUUAUUUGCGGCACGGGAACAGCUCAUUAAGAAGGAAUGGCUUGAGGAUGGUGGCAAUAUGGACAACAUCCCUCAGGUGCAGGCAUAA
Pochonia chlamydosporia 170 is the source of this 1044-nucleotide messenger RNA. Its product is annotated as transcription initiation protein. The transcript has a single exon. Gene Ontology annotation, biological process: transcription initiation at RNA polymerase II promoter; transcription preinitiation complex assembly. Lineage: Eukaryota; Fungi; Ascomycota; Sordariomycetes; Hypocreales; Clavicipitaceae. The record is from RefSeq and is a predicted model, not a curated record. Bases 1 to 1044 code for a protein of 347 amino acids. Gene Ontology annotation, cellular component: transcription preinitiation complex; nucleus. Gene Ontology annotation, molecular function: TBP-class protein binding; RNA polymerase II general transcription initiation factor activity.